ACAGACAACAGGAACCAACUUCCAAAACACAGAAGACGUCACAGCAGCGUAAACUUAGCCAAUCUUCUGAGAGUUUUUUCUUACUUUGACUUUGGUUCACACUUGAUUAUCUGUCUUUGAACAUAGUUUUUGCAUUUUUGUUGCAUUUUGUGCCGCAGCAGAGCUCAUCAUGAGGUGCUGUGCAUUAGUGGUGUGUUUACUUUUGGGAAUAGGCGUGCAGAACGGAUGGAGCCUUCCAGUCAAGUCGGUCUUUGUCACUUUCCCAGGGGACGUCGUGAAAAAUGUGACAGAUGUGGAGCUGGCAGAAAGUUAUCUGAAAAGGUUUGGUUACAUGGAGACGGAGCACCGCAGUGGCUUCCAGUCCAUGGUGUCCACAGCAAAGGCUCUGAAGAGGAUGCAGAGACAGAUGGGUCUGGAGGAGACUGGAGAACUGGACAAGAUGACACUGGAGGCCAUGAAGCGUCCUCGCUGUGGUGUUCCUGAUGUGGCCAAUUACAAAACCUUUGACGGGGACCUCAAAUGGGACCAUAAUGAUGUUACAUACAGGAUCCUGAACUAUUCUCCUGACAUGGACAGCAAUCUGAUUGAUGAUGCCUUUGCAAGAGCCUUCAAGGUGUGGAGUGAUGUCACUCCUCUGAAAUUUACCCGCCUUUUUCAAGGCACUGCAGACAUCAUGAUCUCCUUUGGAAAAGCUGACCACGGGGAUCUAUACCCCUUUGACGGAAAGGAUGGCCUCCUAGCUCACGCCUAUCCUCCUGGUGAUGGCAUCCAGGGGGACGCCCACUUUGACGAUGACGAACACUGGACUCUGGGAAAAGGAGCAGUGGUAAAGACUUACUAUGGCAAUGCAGAAGGCGCCUUGUGCCACUUCCCCUUCACUUUCGAAGGGAAAUCAUACACCAGCUGCACCACCGAAGGCCGAACCGACAACCUGCCCUGGUGUGCAACCACAGCCGACUACAACAAAGACAAGAAAUACGGCUUCUGCCCAAGUGAACUCUUGUACACGUUUGACGGAAACGCGGAUGGAGCCCCCUGUAUAUUCCCCUUCAUCUUCCAGGGUGAGAAGUAUGAGAGCUGUACGACCGAGGGCCGCAGCGACGGAUACCGCUGGUGUGCCACCACCAGCAACUUUGACACGGACAAAAAAUAUGGCUUCUGUCCCAACCGUGACACUGCUGUAAUUGGAGGAAACUCAGAGGGAGAUCCCUGCCACUUUCCUUUUGUGUUUCUGGGCAAGGAAUACCACUCAUGUACAAGUGAGGGGAGAGGAGAUGGCAAAUUGUGGUGUGGCACCACUGACAGCUAUGAUGAAGACAAGAAAUGGGGUUUCUGUCCUGACCAGGGUUAUAGCCUGUUCCUGGUGGCUGCCCACGAGUUCGGACACGCCCUUGGUUUGGAUCACUCCAACAUUAGAGACGCCCUCAUGUACCCAAUGUACAGCUAUGUGGAGGAUUUCUCCCUGCAUGAGGAUGACAUUGAAGGCAUUCAGUACCUCUAUGGAAGUAAAACAGGCCCUGAUCCUACUCCUCCUCAACCUAAUACUCCUACCACAACUCCUUACCCCGACGAGAGCGACGCCACAGAAGAACCUGAACCCACUGAUCCAUCGGUCGGGACAACACCAUCCACUGUGGAUCCAACUAAAGACCCCUGCAAGAUGCUCAAGUUUGACACCAUCACUGUGAUUCAGGGACAUCUGCAUUUCUUCAAAGAUGGGCAAUUCUGGAAGGUACCAAGCAAGGGAGACGGAGGCCGAAAGGGACCAUUUUCCAUUUCUCAGAGUUGGCCAGCUCUACCAUCUGUCAUUGACUCUGCCUUUGAGGAUGUUCAGACCAAAAAAAUAUACUUCUUUUCAGGAAGCAGGUUCUGGGUGUACACAGGAAGCAGUGUGCUUGGGCCCCGCAGUAUUGAGAAGCUUGGUUUGCCCCCAAGUGUGCAGAAGGUGGAGGGAGCACUGCAGAGAGGGAAGAGCAAAGUGCUUCUCUUCAGUGGCGAGAACUUCUGGAGGUUUGAUCUCAAGACCCAAAGAAUUGACAAAGGAUACCCCAAAUAUACCGAUGCCAUCUUUGGAGGUGUCCCUAAUGAUGCUCAUGAUGUGUUCCAGCACAAAGGCAACAUUUACUUCUGCAGAGAUCGUUUCUACUGGCGCAUGAAUUCUCGCAGGCAGGUGGACCGCGUCGGCUACGUGAAAUACGAUCUUCUGAAAUGCCCAGAUGCCUCAAGAAAUCACUACUGAGAUACAUGCACGGAUGGGCUGUGAGGCUGUAGCAACCAAAUGUUUUUUUGUGCAGGUGUCUGAAAGAAUGUGAUGCAGUGUUUGCGCAUCAUGCCUUUUGUAUGAUGUAUGUGCUUUAUGCAAUGUGAACGACUAGCCUCUAUUGAAUUUGGCUGAUUAUUACUCAUACAGCAUUGGACUGAAUCCAAGUCAAAGGCCCAGAACAAGAAGGCAAACAACCAUCGUUUGCACUCAGUCUGAAAUGCUGUGAACUGAUGACCAUAGUGGCCUAUAAUUUGAGACCCAUACAAGUAAUUUUAACACAUGCUUUCUGGAUAAAACUCCAGAUUUGCAGAUGAAAUUUCAUGUCUGACUGGAUCAGACCCUUGUCAGUAUUCAAAUAUUAUUAUUUUUUUGGUAUUUAUAGCAACAUCUAAUAUUAUUAUUUUAUGUCAUAAGCCUAUUUGUUUUGUGUGGUUUUAUGUGAUUUUCUGAAAAUGGUUUCAAAGCCAUAAACUUGCACUGGAAGACAUUCUGUGUCUCCUUAAUUGAAAUUAUUUAUAAAACUAAUAAUUUUGUACAAAUAUUCCAGCUUUCAAUGCAAUAAAAAUUCUGUGAGAACAUU
This is a messenger RNA of Poeciliopsis prolifica (blackstripe livebearer), 2843 nucleotides long. RefSeq names its product matrix metallopeptidase 9 (gene mmp9). Lineage: Eukaryota; Metazoa; Chordata; Actinopteri; Cyprinodontiformes; Poeciliidae. Gene Ontology annotation, molecular function: metalloendopeptidase activity; zinc ion binding. The transcript is spliced from 13 exons. Gene Ontology annotation, biological process: extracellular matrix organization; collagen catabolic process; proteolysis. Bases 170 to 2239 code for a protein of 689 amino acids. Gene Ontology annotation, cellular component: extracellular matrix. The record is from RefSeq and is a predicted model, not a curated record.